Molecule: messenger RNA, 3951 nt
Organism: Peromyscus eremicus (cactus mouse)
Lineage: Eukaryota; Metazoa; Chordata; Mammalia; Rodentia; Cricetidae
Product: tubulin polyglutamylase TTLL5
Exons: 21
Coding region: 87-2915 (942 amino acids)
Biological process (GO): protein polyglutamylation; microtubule cytoskeleton organization
Cellular component (GO): cilium
Molecular function (GO): tubulin-glutamic acid ligase activity; tubulin binding
Source: RefSeq, a predicted model, not a curated record
UCUGCUAUCCCACAAAGUGAUCAGUUGCUCCUUUCUCUCUCCCUUCUCUUAGUGAUGCACCUCUGGACCUCAAGAUUAAAGCCAGUAUGAUCUCAGAUAUGUUCACUGUUGUAGGGUUUGUGUGCCAAGAUCCCGCGCAGCGGGCAUCCAACAGGUCAAUUUACCCCACCUUUGAGUCUUCCCGACGGAACCCUUUUCAGAAACCCCAGCGCGCCCGUCCACUCUCUGCCAGUGACGCAGAAAUGAAAAACCUUGUGGCCUCAGCCCGGGAGAAGGUCCCGGGGAAGUUAGGCGGCUCUGUGCUUGGUCUGUCGAUGGAAGAGAUCAAAGUUUUGCGAAGGGUAAAGGAAGAGAAUGACCGGAGAGGAGGAUUUAUCCGCAUAUUUCCUACAUCCGAGACAUGGGAAAUAUAUGGGUCCUACCUUGAACACAAAACCUCCAUGAACUACAUGCUGGCCACGCGCCUAUUCCAGGACAGGGGAAACCCGAGAAGAAGCUUGCUGACAGGAAGAACACGAGUGAAUACUGACGGAGCACCAGAACUGAAGGUGGAGAGCAUGAACUCCAAGGCCAAGCUGCAUGCUGCUCUCUAUGAGAGGAAGCUGCUGUCUCUGGAGGUGCGAAAACGUAGACGGCGGAGUGGCAGAUUGAGGGCAAUGAGGCCAAAAUACCCAGUGAUUACCCAACCAGCUGAAAUGAAUAUUAAAACUGAGACAGAAAGCGAAGAGGAGGAAGAAGUUGGAUUAGACAAUGAAGAUGAAGAGCAGGAAGCCUCCCAGGAGGAGUCUGCAGGGUCUCUUGGAGAAAACCAAGCCAAGUACACGCCUUCAUUGACUGUUAUAGUAGAAAAUUCACCCAGAGAAAAUUCCAUGAAAGUUGCCGAGUGGACUAAUAAAGGUGAUCAGUCCUGCAAAAUUGAGACUCAAGAGCCAGAGUCUAAAUUUAACCUGAUGCAGAUUCUCCAGGAUAAUGGAAAUCUAAGCAAAGUGCAGGCCCGGUUAGCAUUCUCUGCCUAUCUUCAGCAUGUGCAAGUCCGUCUGACGAAGGACAGUGGUGGUCAGACCCUCAGUCCGAGUUGGGCUGCCAAAGAGGAUGAACAGAUGGAGCUAGUGGUUCGAUUCCUUAAGAGAGCAUCAAGUAAUCUCCAGCAUUCCCUGAGGAUGGUGUUACCUAGUCGGCGAUUGGCACUUCUGGAGCGCAGAAGAAUCCUUGCCCACCAGCUAAGUGACUUUAUCGUCGUGUAUAACAAGGAAACAGAACAAAUGGCUGAGAAGAAAUCAAAGAAGAAACUAGAAGAGGAGGAGGAAGAUGGGGUGAACGCAGAAAGCUUUCAGGAGUUCAUCCGACAAGCAAGUGAGGCUGAACUGGAGGAGGUGCUGACUUUUUAUACCCAGAAAAACAAGUCUGCCAGUGUCUUCCUGGGGACUCACUCUAAAAGUUCUAAGAGCAGCAGUAGUUAUUCUGAUAGUGGGGCAAAAGGUGAUCACCCUGAGACAAUUCAGGAAGUGAAAAUAAAGCAGCCCAAGCAGCAGCAGGCAACAGAAAUCCACACCGAUAAAUUAUCUCGAUUUACCACUUCAGCAGGAAAAGAGGCUAAACUAGUCUAUACCAAUUGCUCUUCUUUCUCUGGUCCUGCUGCUGUUCUUCUGCAGAAACUUCCCAGCACCCAUCUGUCAUCUAUUAUUACAACCUCUGCCCUCUCGUCAGGUCCUGGCCACCAUUCUUCUUUAUCUCAAGUUUCUCCAGCUAUCCCCAGCAUGCCUCACCAGUCAGCACUUUUACUGAACCCUGUCCCCGACAGUGCUCCUCCCUCCAUACACCCUGGGACUCAGAACGUAAGCCCCGCUGGCCUGCCACGCUGCCGAUCAGGCAGUUACACCAUGGGCCCCUUUUCCUCUUUCCAAAGUGCCGCACACAUCUAUAGCCAGAAACUGUCUCGUCCCUCUUCAGCAAAGGCAGCAGGUUCAUGUCAUCCACACAAGCAUCAUUCAGGAAUAACCAAAACGCAAAAGGAGGGUGAAGAAGGGUCCUUCAACCGAAGGUACAACCCAAGUCUGGUUACGGCCGAACUCCAGCGGCUGGCGGAGAAGCAGGCAGCCAGGCAGUAUUCUCCAGCCAGUCACAUCAAUCUCCUCACCCAGCAGGUGGCAAACCUGAAUUUGGCCAGCGGUGUCAUAAACAGAAGCAGUGCUUCAACCCCACCCACCCUCCGACCUGUCAUCAGUCCUAGUGGCCCGACGUGGUCUAUACAGUCAGACCUCCACACUCCUGAGAACCACUCCAGCCCCCCUGGAAGCAGGAGCCUCCAGACAGGUGGCUUUGCCUGGGAGGGUGAGGUAGAGAACAAUGCCUACAGCAAGGCUACAGGAGUGGUCCCCCAGCACAAGUACCACCCCACGGCAGGCAGCUACCAACUCCACUUCGCUCUCCAGCAACUUGAACAACAAAAACUUCAGUCCCGGCAGCUUCUGGACCAGAGUCGAGCCCGGCACCAGGCAAUCUUUGGCAGCCAGACACUACCUAACUCCAGUUUAUGGACAAUAAAUAAUGGUGCAGGCUGCAGGAUUUCCAGUGCCACAGCUGGUGGCCAGAAGCCAAACACCCUGCCACAGAAAGUGGUGCCACCUCCAAGUUCCUCCACCUUGGUCUCCAAGCCCCAAUCCAAUCACAAACAAGGGCUCAGAAAGGCGGCAUCCCAGAGGGCUUCCAAAGGGUUCUCCGCAGAAGGGCAGCUGAACGGACUUCAGAACAGCCUUAGCCCUGCAGCCUUUAUGCCCAUCGCCAGCUCGACAGGAUCUUUGGAAGCUCCCCAAGUUAUUUUCGCCAGAUCCAAACCCUUACCCACACAGUCUGGAGCCUUUGCUACAGUUAUAGGACAGAGAAAAUCAAAGUCGGUGAAGUCAGGGACAAUUUAAGAACGGAAUGAGGAGAGAGACAGGAACACCAAAUCCAAGACUUGGUCAUCUACCAAAAACGUACCGGAGAAACCAAAAACACCCGGAAUGGUGGUACUGCUCAGCCAAUCGCACUUGAACCCUGACACAAAGCAGCCAGUCCCGUGAUGAACAGCUUGUAAAGUAUAGAAAACCUGAGCGAGGAGAUCAAGAUGUCCUUCAGUAGACUGGCAUCCAGGAGGGUGAAUGUGACAGCCAGCUCCAAACCAAACUGACGGCCUGCCAAGGAGCCCUGGCGUCUCUGUUUCCAGGUCUGUGAGGCUUGGACCUGCCAUGGCGUAUCGCUUUCCUCGAGCCUGUCUCCUGGUGUCCCCUGGUCCUCUCCGGUCAGUGCUUGUCUGUGUAGGGUUAUCAGCAGUGCGGCCUUGAGAAGGUUCAUCUCCUCACCUGGAAUUCUGUACAAACACGGUCCUGCUAAACUUGAGUUCACUGUCUUCUGGAGACAGUAUGCCAAGGGUGCAUGGACGUGGGCCCAGAGUCAGUCACGGUCUCAGAAACCAGCCUCCUGUGAGCAGUAUGGCUCCAGCGAAGCAUCACCAAGCAGACCCACCAGCCUGUGUCUGCCGAAAUUCUUAAUUCGGUUCAUCUCGCCCAUCUGCAGUGGGUUCCUUCCUUGAACAGAGAAGUAGUUUACAUGGUGAGGAGGCAGAAGAGUCUCAGAGGCCACAGCCCAUUCCAGCAGUGAUCUGUGAGGUGGUGGCGAGCGAGGUCUCUGCACCCACAGUUCCUGCUGAGCGGCCUCGGCGGCUGUGACAGUCCCAGAAGCCUUCCUUCUGUGGGUUGGAGAGGCAGACGCGCUGGACUGAGAGACGUAUGUUUGCAAAACAUGUUGUACAAUGCUGAGGAAAUUCCUGGGGUCCUCUUCAAGGUAACUGUGCUGAGGGCAUCAGAGAGGAAAGCACAUCUAAGACCCCUCUGUCCUGCCCUAGGCAAGUGUUACCUUAGCUCCUGUCUAUUUUACCAGUAUACUAUAAAUAUAUGCAUUGUGUUAACUGUA